Molecule: messenger RNA, 2485 nt
Organism: Ictalurus punctatus (channel catfish)
Lineage: Eukaryota; Metazoa; Chordata; Actinopteri; Siluriformes; Ictaluridae
Product: class I histocompatibility antigen, F10 alpha chain
Exons: 8
Coding region: 263-1009 (248 amino acids)
Biological process (GO): immune response
Cellular component (GO): external side of plasma membrane
Source: RefSeq, a predicted model, not a curated record
UGUUUGGCGGUAACUAUCGGUUAUCCCAGCGCACGCGCGUCACUUCCGCAUUCUCCGAGUUCUACGGAAGUCUAGGGGCGUGUCCCAACUCGUUUCCGACGGCGCUGAUAGACGCUGAAAGGUCCACCGUAACGGUCUGAUAGCUGUGUACACAUCUGAAGAGAAGUCAGACAGGAGAUCGGACGCUGUUCUGUUUUGGUGUUCCACAUUUCCGGUUCUUGUUCUGUCCUGUUGAUGUUUUGAUGAAAACCGAACUGCGGAAAUGGAGGUCAGUCGUGUCUCAAUGAAAGUCCUGCUGUUCCUCGUGAUUAUUUUUCCUCAGACGUCAGCAGACACACACACUCUGCAGUUCCUCUACACUGCACUCACACCAGGAGAGAAUUUCACUGCUGUCGGUUUGUUGGAUGGAGAGCAGAUUGUGUAUUAUGACGUCAACAUCAGGAAGAUGAUCCCAACUAGUGAGUGGAUCGAUGUUGCUGAUGAUCGAGAUGUCUGGAAAACCCAGACACAGCUUAUGCAGAGUGAUCAGGAGAAUCUCAAACAGCUUUUGCUUACAGUCAUGAAAGACUUUAAGCACACUGAAGGAGUUCAUACUCUACAGAGGAUAUAUGGCUGUGAGCUUGAUGAUGACGGUACCGCUAGAGGAUACGAUCAGUACCGUUAUGAUGGAGAACAUUUCCUCAGUCUGGAUCUGAAAACUGGAACCUGGAUUGCAGCUAAAGAUAAAGCUGAGAUCACCAAAGAGAAGUGGGAGUCUACAGGACACCACGCUAAAUACGGGAAGCGCUACCUGGAGGAGGAGUGUAUCAAGCAGUUAAAGAAGUUUUUGGCUCCACAGUAUGAAAUAAUCGCAUGUGGAUUUGGGCCCGCACCGAGAGUGGUGGAGUGGAUUUGGGUCGUCAUGGUAACAGUUGGUCUCCUCACCAUCUUCAUUAUCUGUGUUGCUGGAGUUCCCAUUUGGAUGAAAAGAAAGAAUGCCUCUAAAUUACUUUUACCACCAGCAUUUUAAACUCCAGAUGUGUUCAUGAGGAAAUGAAAGAGAGAGAGGUGGAAGGAAUAUAGAGAUUAUAUGUCCGAUAUGAAGACACAAAGAUAUUUGUGUCAAAGAUGUGUCAGAUAUUUGCUUUUCUGAAGAAAGGCAGUGUGUGUAAAGUGUAUAAUAAUUUUGAUCAAUAGAAUUUAAUUAGUUAUUCACACCAAAGAUCUGGUAAACAUUACUACCAACAAAUAUUAAUGAGACUAUCAUCAAUCACCAAUGCUAACAAAAAAAAGAAAUGGCAAAAACAUUCUUUUGUUCUUUUCAAUGACGCAUUUUACUCACUUUGGGCUGUAGUCAAGACCGCCACUGUCAAGUCCAAGUCCUCGAGUCAAGGCCAAGUCAAGUUCGAAUCCAAAUGAAAACAAGAUUAAGCCAUGAUCAAGACCAAAAUCCAACCAUUUGUUUUUGAGGCCAAGCUUUUACUUCAACUAGUUGGCUUCAUUCAUGCAUUGCACCAAUCAUUAGGUCUGUUUUUUACAAGAAGGAAUUACUACUUCUAAAAAAAGAAGGCAACAUAUAAAUUAUUUCUUGCAAAGUCUCAGUAGAGAUCAAGAGCAUAAUUAGCAAGACCAGAGCCGAAACAAGUCCAGGUCAGUACAGUUAACAUUUUAAGAGACUCGAGUCCUACAGCCUUAUUUUACAUUGUUUUUAUAUUAUAUUAAUAAUUGUACUUUUAUUGUAUUUAUAUAUAUUCUGAGUUUGAUGGUUAUCGGUGUGCAUCAGAAUUGGAUUCACUGUGCAUGUAAAGGAUGUGAAAUGUACUGUAGUGUUUUUAGGAGGUUCAGCUAUUAAUCUGAAACUUAAACUGCAGUACUGAUCUUUUCCAGCGGAUCUGAUGCAGGUCACCGGUAGAUGUUAUUUGGUAUUUCUCUUGGGAAGUGUUAUCCUAUUUUUCAUUAUCAACAUUGUAUUGAAUAUUUUGCCAAAUAUUACAAACUGCUUCCAGAGUUUAUAUUCACAAAGCAUUACAUGUAAAGUAUAUGAUCAGCAUAGUGUAAUGCAACAGUAGAGGAAGUCAGAAAUCGCUCUAGAUGUCAUUUGCAAUCGUGUCAUUUGCAAAGUUUCAGAAAUUGUGCUUGCAAUUAUAUUAUAUAUUAUUUUUUAUAGUAUUAUAUUAUUCUUGCAUAUUUUACUUUACAUACUGCUUAAUAAAAUUGUAGCUCUGUCUUUCUUUCUUUCUUUCUUUCUUUCUUUUUGUGACUUGUAAAUACUUUGACAUUAUUUUUAAUGUCAAAUGUAGGCUCCAUAUGAUAGAGGUUCUACACCAUGGUGAUAGCUUUGUGUAAGGACAUCUGUGUUUACGGUGUUUUGUUUCAUUUAUGUACAAAUCGAAAUCCUCCUCACUGAACUGGUUUGGGUGUAUUAUGUCACUGUCUGGUCUUUGUGAUGUUCAGGUUUCUGUUUCACUGGGUUAUAAACAUCUGAAUUAACACAGGAUCUUUCAGG